This is a messenger RNA of Zeugodacus cucurbitae (melon fly), 994 nucleotides long. RefSeq lists its product as uncharacterized. The record is from RefSeq and is a predicted model, not a curated record. Bases 206 to 841 code for a protein of 211 amino acids. The transcript is spliced from 2 exons. NCBI's taxonomy places the organism in Eukaryota, Metazoa, Arthropoda, Insecta, Diptera, Tephritidae.
CGGUAUUAUCUUUAAAAAGGCUGACUUCAUAAACGCAGUUUGCAAUGCAACAUUGAAAUGCCUAGUGUUCAUAAACGUCAUUAGCAUAUUUUUGGCAUUGCCGUGUGUUCACUAUCGCCUGGCAACCCUUUCUGAUGCGCAACAGUUGUCAAAUUUGUGCAUCUGUUUUAUUUUGGAUGCUUUUUGGAUUUUUGCGGUAAUUGAAAUGGCUGAGACAUCUGAAAAGAAGUGGAGCCAUGAAAGGAAAAAGCUCCUUUUGGAAGUGCGUCUACGCCAUGAACCGGAUUUUUGUGCCAAAAAAAAGAAAAGGAGUGCUAUUUGGGAGCAAAUAAUGCGGGAGAUUAAGGAGGUCGAGGGCACAUUUCCCUUUUCAAGAGAUGAAGCAACCAGAUGUUUUAUAAAUCUAAUGGGCACAUACAAAAGAAUUAAGAAACGCAAUAACACAUCUGGCGAGAGUUCCACGAACUGGGAAUUUUUCGAUGUCAUGGAUGAGGUGUUUGGCAGCCGUAGUAGCGUUCAGGUGCCCAGUGAAAUGCUUGAAAGUUCUCUAGAAUCCUUGGUGGAAGAUUUGACAAGCGAUAGCCCGUUGGCACCCACCGAUUCCCACGCGCCAAUGAACUUAGAUGCUACACCUUCAGAAAACACUACUCAAAGGUUUGCUAUAAAACGAAAACGAUGCGAAGUUCUGGAGUUUUUAAGUAAAGAGUCUGAGGCAGAUGCCAAAGUGAUGAAAAAACUCUUGGACAUCGAAGCAGAAAAAAUUGCGGUGGAGAAGGAGAAAGUAGCUGAGCUGAAGGAAAUCCGUGCCUUAUUUCAGAGAAUUGUAGACAGGUCUCAAUAAGUUUUCCAUUUCUUGUUCACCUUAACAGAUUAAAAUCUUUUUAGAUAAAUACAAACAAAAUAGAAUACAAACAAAAUACAUAUGUAUUUAUUGUUGUAAUUGAUCUCAUGAAAAAGCGAUAUAAUAAAAAAGUAUUAUUUAUAAAAAGUAUUU